AACACCAUAUCUUUAAACCCUAAAAUGUAAACGCGAUCUCAAUCUGAAAAUCAGCUUGUUCCGAUGGCGUCUUCUUCUUCUUCGAAAGUGUGCAGAUUAUCAUCGAAGAUACACUCUUUAACCCAGAGGCUAAGGAAGACGAAUGUCCACGUCUCCUCCAUACCCUCUCCCAUUAAAUCUUCAUUACCCACUCCCCCUCGUAUCAUCAAUCCUUCUUUUAGAGUACCAGUGGAGCUGAGUAGCUGUGUAUCACUGUUUCCACUACACAGUGCUAUUGCAUCCUCCAGAUUAGUGUCAAGUCUCUCUGCUGAAUCCAUGAGCUGGGGUUUAGUUCCUCAAGGUAUUUCAAUGCCUUUAUAACAGUAUUUUCAUCUUACAAACCAGUUUCCAGGAUGAGAAAGUUGUGUGGCUCUUUUCAUCUCUCUUCGAAUCUAAAGCUCCUGAAUUCAAGACUGGUUUUAUGCUCAAACUCUUAUUUUGAGUUGUCUUUUUUUUUGUUUGUCGGUUUAUCAGGAAUUGAGUGAUCAGUGUAAUGUUGCUGGCAAAGAUUAUACUCUUUAGUUUUCAUUGAAAUGUCUCAUCUUUUUACCAUGAGUCGGUAGUUGUUGGGAUUAAUAAAUUCUUACACAUA
Molecule: messenger RNA, 631 nt
Organism: Raphanus sativus (radish)
Lineage: Eukaryota; Viridiplantae; Streptophyta; Magnoliopsida; Brassicales; Brassicaceae
Exons: 3
Coding region: 64-360 (98 amino acids)
Cellular component (GO): mitochondrion
Source: RefSeq, a predicted model, not a curated record